AUGUCUGAGGACCGGCCGGCAGACGACCAGGGCGAGGGCGUCGACUCUGCCGUGGAACUGCCGUCAGAUGUGCUUCAAGAAUUGACUACCAAUAUCCUCGACGAUUUGCUGAGCAACAUCGUCUUCACGACCGCCCUAUCAUGUCAUCGAUCCGAGAAGCUGCUCCGCAUGCAGUCGGCUGCCACCCAGGCCGAAUCCAUCGCCCUGGCAAACCUCGAGCCGCAGUCGCAGAAGCAAAACACCACGGGCGCCACGUCGAUACCCAUCGCUGAGACGACGGCAGCCAAGUACGAGAACGGGCGCGUCUUCCUCAAGGGCAAUCCCCUCAAGACAACCCCGGAGAUAAUAUGUCCCCACUGCAAGCUGCCCCGGCUGAUGCAUCCAAUCAUGGGCAAGGGCAUGCAGAACCCCGACCUGACCAAAGAGUACUGCAUGCUAUAUCCUUUCGUCCAGCGAUCCGGCCACGACGUCUACGGCAACCCGUUCCCAACCGACAUGGCCAAGAGCAAGAAGGAACGCGAGCUCAUCAAGCAGCAGCAGAAGAACGCCGAGAAGGAGAGUGUAGGCACACCCGGCUCACAAGACACAGACAUGGCAGGCGGCGACACCAAGGAAAUCAAGCUAAACACCGGCGGCAAACCAGCCUCAUACAUACCGUGGCACACAUGUCCAAACUGCAAGCGCAGCUUACUCAUAACACGCUUCGCCCAACACCUGGAAAAGUGUCUCGGCAUCAGCGGACGCCAGAGCUCACGCAACGCCAUGGCGAAACUUACCGGACAAAACGGCGGCACAGGUUCAGGCCUCGGCAACACUCCACUGGGAAGCCGCAUGGGCACGCCCGCCCCCGACGCGUCUUCGAAUCCAAAAACCAGCAGCAAGUCCAAGGGUAUCUCGCCUGUGAAGCGAUUAGCCGCCGAUGACGCCGACGCCGACGAUCUCGACAACGAUACCCCCGAGCGCCGCAAAAUGAAGAAGAAAAGCUCCUACAUCAAGAAAGCCGAUCGCGAUAAAUCGUCAAACGGAAACAGCAAUAACAACAAUAGUAACAGUGGCACAUUGAAGGUCAAGCUAAAAACGGGUAGCAGCAAUAGACCCGAUCUUGGCGAUCGAAAACACAGCGAGAGUAGUGAGCGAGGCGAGGGAAAGCGCGAUCGUGAGGCUGACGACGUAGGUGGUGAUUCACCCAAGAAGAAGAAAAUCAAACUCAGCUUGGGCGGCAAAGACAGGAGUCGCGCGAGUGCUAGUGUAGAGCCUGCGAGUGCUGCGUCGCCGGAGUAG
Messenger RNA from Alternaria atra, 1281 nucleotides. RefSeq lists its product as uncharacterized. The record is from RefSeq and is a predicted model, not a curated record. The transcript is spliced from 2 exons. NCBI's taxonomy places the organism in Eukaryota, Fungi, Ascomycota, Dothideomycetes, Pleosporales, Pleosporaceae. Gene Ontology annotation, molecular function: transcription coactivator activity. Bases 1 to 1281 code for a protein of 426 amino acids. Gene Ontology annotation, cellular component: SAGA complex; DUBm complex. Gene Ontology annotation, biological process: positive regulation of DNA-templated transcription; regulation of transcription by RNA polymerase II.